AAGCAAAAAAUAACAUUUAUUUAUUCACCUGAAAAUUGAUUGUUUCCUUUGGUUUAAUGAGUAGUCUGUUUAAAUCACCUUCUCGUCAAUGACCUACGACAUUGUCACAUCAUAUGAAUUGAUUCAUUACCAUAAUAUUAAUAUGAACAGUAUCAAGUAUGAAUGAUCAAGUGAAUCUCCUCUGGUGUAGCCAGUCCCUGUCGUGUUCUAACCAUGAAUCUCCUGACCACUGACCAGCUAGCACGGUGUUGAAAACCAGUGAUGCUAUAGCAAGCCACUUCUACACCAGCGACCAAGGUGAAGAACACAGAGCACCAAGAACUUGGCUGUCAGAGAACCGCGCCAGAGAUGUGACGUCACCUGUUAGGACUCGCCGAAUCCAACUAGUUGGGGCACGAACGACUUGCGCUCUAAAGCAGACAGGCAGCAUGCAGGCAGCUGGCAGGCAGGCACAGAGGUGAAGAACGGGACUCUGAAUCACGAUUUCGUGAUGCGCAAUCCGUGCGUAAAAACAGACACAGACUCAAUUGCCAGAGAUGGCAUUCCAAUACCAACAAAACUCAAAACAAUUGAGCUUUAAAUGACGUAUAUUCUCUGAAAUUACCUUCGAUUCAAAUCAUGGAAAAUGUGUCCAUCUCCACGAGCGCUUCGCAACCGGUGUGCAACGAGUCAAUGGACUACUAUUACCUUAACGGGCAGAACCGGACAGACUUGAACUGCACGCCCCCUUCGGAGCUCUACUUUUACGCAGACUUAUACGUGGUCCUGCCGGUGAUUUACUCAGUUAUAUGUGCGGUAGGUCUAACGGGGAAUACUGCCGUCAUAUAUGUAAUUCUCAAAGCACCCAAGAUGAAGACGGUCACCAAUAUGUUCAUCUUGAACCUGGCCAUAGCCGACGACCUGUUUACCUUGGUGCUGCCUAUCAACAUUGCUGAGCACCUGCUACACUACUGGCCCUUCGGUGAGGUGCUGUGUAAGAUCAUACUGAGUAUAGACCAUUAUAACAUAUUUUCCAGUAUCUACUUCCUCACUGUCAUGAGCGUGGACCGUUAUCUGGUCGUCCUUGCAACCGUGCGCUCCAAACGAAUGCCCUACCGCACUUAUCGGGCGGCGAAGAUCGUCAGCCUGUGUGUCUGGGUCCUAGUGAUUCUGAUCGUCAUGCCCUUCACUGUGUUCGCUGGUGUUUAUAUUAGCCCGGACGACACAGAGCGCAAAAGUUGUGUUCUGAGUUUCCCCAGCCCGGAAAGCCUGUGGUUCAAGGCAAGCCGGAUCUACACCCUUAUUCUCGGCUUCGCUAUCCCUGUCUCCACGAUCUGUAUUCUCUACACCAUGAUGCUUUACAAACUGAGGAACAUGCGUCUCAACACCAACGCCAAGGCGCUUGACAAGGCCAAGAAGAAGGUCACCAUCAUGGUGUUUAUAGUGCUGGCAGUGUGCCUGUUCUGCUGGACGCCGUUCCACCUCAGCACUAUAGUGGCACUCACAACAGAUCUCCGGACAACCCCGCUGCUCAUCGGUAUCUCCUACUUCAUUACAAGUCUUAGCUACGCCAACUCGUGUCUCAACCCUUUCCUCUACGCCUUCCUCGACGAUAGUUUCAGGAAAGCGUUUAAAAAGAUGCUAGAAUGUAGACCUGCCUGAUUGUAUUGCGGCAAAGAUUAGAUCAGAGACAGAGGUUACUUGAAGCAGUUGCGUUGUUCUCUGCAGAACAGAAGAGAUGUUCGAAAGCAAAGUUACUUUAAAUUAGUUUAUUUUCCGGGCUUUUAUCUCCCCCUUGUGCUGAAAGAGAGUAAUGAAGUGACUAAAAGAAAGAAGAAAAUUGUGUACACUUUAUUGUAAAUUGUUACUAGGCCUUCUGUGUCAGCGUAGCUGAUGGUAUAUAUUCAUCAGUGUAAAAGGUAUCUUCAGUUAAAGUUGACAAACAGGUUUACUGCAAAAUGUAAACAUCUAUCGCCACUGCCCACACAAUAUGGCGAAAAUAGGCAUCAAUGCAUCAUACCAUUCAAGUUGAUCAACGAUUGUGUGGACUUCAACUGCACGGUUGUUUUAAGAGGCCAAAUUAGCUUCUCCGUGACAGAGUAAAUCACUGCUUGCACUUAAAACGCGUAUUAUGAACAGAGACAUGGUGUCAUGCAUUUCAUGGAUUUUUAUAUUUGCUGAAAAAUUAAACAUAUUCCAAUAGCGGAUUGUGGUUCUUUGGCGUCCUACAUUAAGACACAAUCACAAUUGGAACUCAGAGUUAGUCACACACAC
Osmerus eperlanus (European smelt) is the source of this 2253-nucleotide messenger RNA. It is a transcript of the gene npbwr2b, whose product is annotated as neuropeptides B/W receptor 2b. The transcript has 2 exons. Gene Ontology annotation, cellular component: plasma membrane; neuron projection. Bases 619 to 1641 code for a protein of 340 amino acids. Lineage: Eukaryota; Metazoa; Chordata; Actinopteri; Osmeriformes; Osmeridae. The record is from RefSeq and is a predicted model, not a curated record. Gene Ontology annotation, biological process: neuropeptide signaling pathway. Gene Ontology annotation, molecular function: neuropeptide binding; neuropeptide receptor activity.